UGGGGCUGUUUGCGCCCGAGUCUGCGUGGCCGGGCCCAGCUGUGCGGGCGGACCCGGUACGGCUGCAGGGCCCGACGCCCACCCGGAAGGCCCCGCCGACCUCCGGGUCGCCGCGGGCUGCCCUCGCGGGCUCUAGUUCACCUUCGGGCUUUUCCUUCGUGCGAGUUGGUGGGCCCCUCCGGUCUCUUAACAUGUACUGGGUUGACGUCAAACGCAGGGACGAGGCCGUCUCGAUUCCGUGGCGGGUGUACCGUGUGCCCGUGGGACAGCGCGAGGCAGGCGGGUGAAGGAGACCCGCUCGCGAAGGAGGAAAGGGAAAGGAAUAAUGCUGUCAGCAUGUCUGCACACUCCAUGCUCUGUGAACGAAUCGCCAUAGCCAAGGAACUGAUCAAGAGAGCAGAAUCACUUUCUAGAUCAAGAAAAGGUGGCAUAGAAGGUGGUGCAAAGCUGUGCAGCAAAUUGAAGGCAGAAUUAAAAUUCCUGCAGAAAGUAGAAGCCGGGAAAGUAGCUAUUAAGGAAUCCCAUUUACAGAGCACUAAUCUGACACACCUAAGAGCCAUUGUGGAAUCAGCAGAAAACUUGGAGGAAGUUGUUAGUGUUCUUCAUGUCUUUGGUUACACAGAUACCUUGGGAGAAAAGCAGACCCUUGUGGUGGAUGUAGUUGCAAAUGGUGGUCAUACUUGGGUGAAAGCCAUUGGCCGAAAGGCUGAAGCUCUCCAUAACAUUUGGCUGGGCAGGGGCCAGUAUGGUGACAAAAGUAUCAUUGAACAGGCUGAAGACUUCCUCCAGGCCAGUCACCAGCAGCCUGUGCAGUAUAGCAACCCUCACAUCAUCUUUGCGUUUUACAACAGCGUCUCCAGCCCCAUGGCAGAGAAGCUCAAAGAAAUGGGCAUUUCUGUGAGAGGAGACAUAGUGGCAGUUAACUCUCUGUUAGAUCACCCUGAAGAGCUCCAGCCGAGUGAGAGUGAGUCGGAUGACGAGGGCCCUGAACUUUUGCAGGUGACCAGAGUGGACCGAGAAAAUAUCCUCGCAAGUGUUGCGUUUCCAACGGAAAUUAAGGUCGAUGUGUGCAAAAGAGUAAAUCUGGACAUUACUACUUUAAUCACAUAUGUAUCUGCCCUCAGCUAUGGAGGCUGCCACUUUAUCUUCAAAGAGAAAGUGCUUACGGAACAAGCAGAGCAAGAGAGGAAAGAGCAGGUUUUACCACAGCUGGAGGCAUUUAUGAAGGACAAGGAGUUGUUUGCUUGUGAAUCUGCUGUCAAGGACUUUCAGUCUAUUCUAGAUACCUUAGGAGGACCUGGGGAGAGAGAGAGGGCCACUAUGCUAAUUAAACAAAUUAAUGUGGUGCCAGAUCAGCCUUCUGAGCGUGCCUUGAGACUAGUGGCCAGUUCAAAAAUCAAUAGCCGCUCAUUAACAAUUUUUGGGACGGGAGACACUCUAAAAGCCAUCACCAUGACUGCCAAUAGUGGUUUUGUCAGAGCUGCCAACAACCAGGGUGUUAAGUUUAGUGUGUUUAUCCAUCAGCCCAGAGCACUUACUGAGAGCAAAGAGGCUCUAGCCACCCCCUUACCAAAAGACUACACAACUGACAGUGAACACUAAUGGUAUCCUUUAAAUAUUGUCGUGGAAAACCAAAGGCUGGGUCCUCCCAUCUUAAAUGGGGAGGAGGAAAAAAGGUCUAUAGUAAAAAUAAUACUUAGAACUCUUAAACCAGUAGAGUUGAUUGUGUGUGUCAUCUAUAAAAUAUAUAACCUAAAGUAGAAAAAGCACAAGAGACAAGCUUAUUUAUCAAACUGCCUACAUUACAGCGAUUAAGAACAGAACUACAUCUAUAUAAAGCUUUUAGCUGUGUUGCAGUACUUUUAUUUGAUUCAGUAGGGCAGCAACCCCCUAGUGGUAAUCAGCAUUUCAUGGGGUAUGGCUAUACUGCGUCUCGCAUUAAAUAUCUGGAGAAAACUGAAGCUUGUUUUUCGUUAUAUUGGUUCAUCUGUUCAUGUGGGUUGAGGCUGGGAAAUUUAUAAUUAGUUUUUGGUUAUAAAGUUAUGGCCGUUAUUAAUGAAAAGAAACUUGCUUGAUUGCUGUAUGUCAGGCAUACUCUGGUGGGUGCGUUUACGAAGAGUACGUUAAUAUGGAAGAAAAUAAAGUGAAUACUGGUCACGUGAGUCCCAUGAACCUAUGUAUAGGCCUUUGUGAAAAGAAAGAGCAGUCCCAUUACUAUACACCUGGGACGUUUAAUGUAAAAUAUUUGAAUAACUUGUAAAAGAAUUAGAGAAAACAUUUGAAAGGAAUUCAAAUUUUACUUUUAAGUACAAAUAGUUCCCAUAUGGCAGGGAUUUGACUUACAAAUACUGCCUUUACUCUUCCUUUUGCAAGUGGCAGGUAACAACUUGACAACUGCAUUACUUCACUCUGUGAAAUGGUGGUAGGAGGUUCCAUGCCUGUUGCAUGACACAAAUCUUAAUGAAAAAUAAAUUUUUAUGUCCAUGUUGCCUUAGGUGCUUUAUUUGCAACAAAGCAAAACAGAUUAGCAAAGGAGAUAUGUAUUGACUGUAUUUUAAAAAUUGGGGACACUAGGUCUUAGCGCUUAAGUAUUAAUGUGUAGGAGCCAGUAUUAGAAUACGUUGCCACAGCCUGACCUCGUUCUUUUGUGCCAACUUUACUGUUUUAUGAGAAGGGAACUCAGUUUCCAGCCACAGUGUUUGUUGGUGGGGGCGGGGGUGGAAUUUGGUUGUAGGAUGUCCAUGAACACUGCAGUGAAAUGCAGAAGUAAACUUGGGGAUGUUUCUCUUGGGAGAGAUUCCAUUAUUAACUCAGAACACAGUUCCUAGGGGAAAAGGCUCUGAUUGGGAUUCCAAUUUAGUAAAGAGAGGUGGAUUUAACUUGUGUUGCACCUGAAAUUGUAUAGUGUUAAAAAUUGGGCUUAGGCCUUUUUGAGCACCUAUUAAGAUACUAAGGUGCUUCGUACUGAGCAUUUAAUAAUUUGGUCUAAAAAUGAAUAAUUGGUCUUUGCUCUAAGGAAUUCUUAGUCUGAUAUGGAGUUGAACAGCAACUGAAGUGUAAUUUAUUGAGUGUUGUCAUGUGCCAGGCACAGUACGAAGGGCUGAGCUUUCAGGGAGUAGCAGGAAAAAGGUAGAUUUCUAUCCCUUUCCACGAUGAAUUAAUACCGAAGAACUUGAAUCUUUGCCAACCAGAAUACAUACAGCCACAGCAGUCUCAGAAGAGGCUGAUUUCUGAAGUGGCCAUAGCUGUGGUUCUCUCAUGAUCAUUUUCCUUUCCUAGACAUUCAGUGAUUGCAGUUGCUAACAAUAUAAUCAGUGCAAGCAGUAGAUACAGACGUGGUGGGGCACUGGAUCCUGGAACAUAAAGUAAGGAGUGGUGCCUUCUCUAGAAACACACACACGACCUGCAUGUAUCCUAGACCCGCCACAGCUGACCAAAAUUUAUGUAUAUAUAUACGCGCAUAUACACAAAGGUAAAAUAUAAAUAAUAAAAGAAUUAGCACAAUGAAUCAUGGAACACUUCAUCUAAAACUAAUGAUGUAAUGUAUGGGGAUUAACAUAAGAAUUAAAAAAAUAAAAAAAAAAAGAAUUAGCAAAGUUAAGAGAAUUGUUAAAUACCAGUUAAAAACUGUCAAGUCCAAGGAAUCACGGUUUUAAAGCAAAGCGAAUGUCCGGAAGAUUACGAACGUGAAGAUGUGUAAUGUAGAAGCUAUGAUUAAGACCAAGAAUUGGAAGUGGUGGGUGAAAGAAAAAGCAUGUCAAAAAUCCUCAUCUUAUUUAGAAGGGAGUCAACAGCAACUCUGUGAUUUUUGCCAUUGAAAAAUAGCGCAAUAUAAUUUGAGGUGUCAAACAGGAAAUGUGACUGAUGGUACAAGUUAAACCAAGCUGACUCGCUUUCAAGUGAAGGGUGAGUUUGGAGAAUAAAUGCAGUUCAUAUAGGGAAAGACAAGUCAAAGGAAUUCACAAGGAAGCAUAAAAACCAGAAAGCAUAAAAUAAGAGACAUAGAAGACCAAAAAGGAUAUAAAAUAGCUGGGGAGAAGAUAAAUUAUUACAGGGAAAUAUACUGUAUAUACUGUUUGGGUAAAUUUGGAAAUCUCCAUGACAUAGGGAUUAGAAUUAAAUAGCCUAAAUAACCAAUAACCAUUGAAAAAAAUUGUUGAAGCUAUUCAAUAAUGACCUCCAAAAAGAUGUCCAGGCCUAGUUAGCUUCAUUAGAUAAGUUUUUGCUUACUUCUACAUAUCAAAUAAUGCUUUUGCUCUAAAAAGUAGUAUGGAGCGCGACACCAUAAGUAGGGUGGACAGUAUUGAACAUGGUAGCUGGGGUGUUCUCUUUAUAGUCCCACCCCUGUCCUCAGAGGAGAACUCUGGCCUGCUCCUGCUUGAGGACAGAGCCUUAGUGGAGGACUGGAGCCCGUUCAUGUAAUAGUAGCCUGGUCACCUCAGAUCAUUACUGUACUGGGAAUGUUUUCAGAUUCAUUUUAUGGAAUAUAAGCAUAGUUCUGAUACUAAAACCUGACAUAGUGUCCUAAAAAGAAAGCUGCAAUAAAAUUUCAGGUUAAGAAUAUAUGCACAAACAUCCCAGUUCAAAUAGAGCCCAGGCAGAGAAUACCUCACCCUGUGGGGAUUUUGUUUCCCAGAGGAUGAAAGGCAGAGAUGAGUCCCCAACCUUAAUCCUGGGGAUUUGGGGAUUAGCCUCCAUGCUGGGAUAGAAUCAGAGACAUAAGGCUUGCUUGAGACGAGGUAAUCCCAAGACCCCUGCACGAAGCCAGAACCUUUGAAAAUCUGCGGCUCCCGUGAAAGGAGAUCUUGCAAACAUCGCCCAGGGAGACAGCAAGGAGAUUAGACUGUAGUGACUCUGAGUGGAAGAAAAUGAGAGAAAUCAAGCCCAGCCUGUGCUUUGCAUGGGUUUAGAGUCCAAAUUCUGUUAAUAGCUUUUGAGGGAAGACUCAGUUAUGUGAAAUUAGUAUAAAAAUUGUCCCAGGCAAGUACUGUCCUUCAGACACCUGACAGAAACAUACAGGGCAUCAUUCUGGACUUGGGGACACUUCAGUUUCCCAAGCCUCACAGAGCCCAGUGGGAUAAAAACUGCUUGGCAGAGCUUUUCAGUGAGACAUGGUAAAAACAGGAAGAAACCCGCCACGAGUCAGCUCCUCAGUAUUGGAGUCUUCGAUGUGUUCCACAUGUAUCUUCUGAAAAAAAAAUGUAUGUUCUGAAAAAAAAAAAUAAUUCAGAGUGGCAGAUGGAGGCUAAAAUACCACUUGCAACAAAACAUUGCAUAUAGCUAAGUUGGAGAAUGUGAUUUCAAUCUGCAGAAAGAGAGCAGGACCCCCGGGUUCCGUAGACGCUACCUACCUAGUCCCAGGUAGUGCUGGCCAUGUGACAGGGGAGCUUGUCCCCUGCAGAGCUGCAGAGAACACCUCACCCAUGGGAAGCUUGUUCCCAAGAGGAAAAAGGACCGAGAUGAGCCAUCCAUCCCAGGCAGUCCUCUCAAAUUUGGUGAUCACAAAAAUGACUCUUUAUUCCCAUAGCAGAAAAGGGACAGAAGUGUACUGGUGUGGGAGGGAGAGAGCCCCCACUCCCCCCCCUCACAUCAUGGAAAUCACACUAGGAAAAAGGCAUUUCUGUCUCCACGUAAAUAAAAAAUGAUUACAGAACAGAAGCUAAAGAGAGCCGUAGGCAAACAGGGCUUCUAGAAAUAGGAAAACUAUCAGUAAAAAAAAAAAAAAAAAGCUGAGAAACUUUUUAAGAGUUGAUUAGACAAAACUAAAGCAAAGAUUCUGAACUGAAAUAUAGAUCUUAGUAAAUUUCCCAGAAUUCAGCAAAAAAGUGAAAUGAUGGAAAACAUGAGAGGAUGACACGGAGGACACCUAGAAAGGUCCAGCAAGGGUCACAGCAGAUACGGCUGGCGCUCUGAGCCAGGUCCCUGUUCUCCCUUCCUCUACCUGCCUGUCCUGUAGAGAAUGGAAACCCUCAUUCCCCCGUUCAUGCCUUUACCCAGAAGUGCCCGAAUUCCUUGCUAAGGAGACAGAAGUGGACCCCUGUUCGUCCGCCUCCUCCUCAUGCCUUCUUCCUGGUCAGUGUGGGUGACGGCAAGGCUCGCUUGCAGGAAAAUUAUAGCUAAUAAGCGUAAAGGAGAUGGUAGAAUUGGGGAAAUCGCCAUGUUGCCGUUCUAAAUUAAAUAACUUUAUGAGACGAGAGAAAAGCCAACGGAAUCUUGUAGACUUUGGUACCGACUGCAUAUGCUUUCUUCAAGAUUUGUUGCUGUGUGAAAAAAUAAAACCCCCAUGUGUUGAAUCCACUUUGGCUUUUUCAGUUACCUGUAGUUGAAAUAUUUCCAACUGAAGUUAAGGUCGGGCAGAAUUUCCUUCUUUUUUUUUUAACGAUUUUAUUUAUUCAUUUGAGACACAGAGCAGAGAGAGAGAGGGAGAGAGCAUGAGCAGGGGGAGGAGCAGAGGGAGAGGGAGAAGCAGACUCCCCGCUGAGCCAGGAGCCCGAUGUGGGGCUUGAUCCCAGGACUCUGGGAUCAUGACCUGAGCUGAAGGCAGACGCUUAACCAUCUGAGCCACCCGGUGCCCUGAUUUCCUUCUUUUUUAUGACUAAAUAAUCUUCCAUUGUAUGUCAGUGUGCCACAUUUUCUUGAUUCAUUUAUCCCUAGAUGGACACUCAGGUUGUUUCUGUGUCUUGGCCAUUGUCAAAACUGCUGCUUGCUAUGAGCAUGGGGGUGCAGAUAUAUUUGCAAGCUGAUUUCUUUCUGAUAAAUACCCAGAGGUGAAAUGGCUGGAACACAUGGAAGUUCUACGUUUUAUUUUUAUCUCUUGAGGACGCUCCAUACUGUUCUCCACAGUGGCUGCAGCAGGUGUGCCCUCCCACCAGCAGUGCACCACGGGUCCCUUCUCUCCUCAUCGUCACCAGCACGUGUUAUCUCUUGUCUUCUUGAUGGUUGCCGUUCUGACAGGUGUGAGGUGUUGGCUCGCUGUGGUUUGAUUCCUGAGCUUAGAGGGAAAAGUCUGUAGCUUUCCACCUUUGAGUAGGAUGUUGCCUGUGGGCUUGACAUAUAGGGCCUGUAUUAUGUUGAGGUACAGUCCCUCCACACUCAGUUUUCUGAGAGUUUUUAAUCAUGAAUGAAUGUUGAAAUUUGUCAGAUGCUUGUUCUGCAUCUAUUGAGGUAAUCAUGUGAUUUUCAUUCUUCAUUUUGUUAAUGGGGCAUAUCACAUUGAUUGACUUGUGGAUGUUAGACUAUCCUUGCAUCCCUGGAAUCCCCCACUUAAUCAUGGUGUGUAAUCCUUUUAAGGUAUUGUUGAAUUUGGUUUGCUAUAUUUUGUUGAAGAUUUUUAGAUUUUGGCUUGUAAUUUUCUUUCCUUGCAAUGUUUUGGUAUCAGGAUAACGCUGGCUUCGUAGGAUGUGUUUGGAAGUGUUCCCUCCUCUUUAGUUUUUUGGAAGAGUGUGGGGAUUGGUAUUAAUUCUUCUUUGAAUAUUUGCUAGAAGUCACCAAUGAAGCCAUCUGGUCCUGGAUUUUUCUUUGUCAGGAGGUUUUUGAUUACUUAUUCAGUCACCUUAUUAGUAACUGAUCUGUUCAAAUUUUCUAUUUCUUCAUUCAUCAGUCUUGGUAGGUUAUAUGUUUCUAGGAAUUUUCCCCAUUUUUUCUAGACUGAUCAAUUUGUUGGUGUAUAAUUGUUAGUCUUUAUGAUCGUAUGUGUUUCUGUAGUAUCAGUUGUAAUGUCUCUUCUUUCAUUUCUAAUUCAUUUAUUUGAGUUCUCUUUUUUUUCAUGGCAAGUCUAGCUAAAGGCAUGUAUAUUUUGCUUAACUUUUCAAAAACCCACCUAGUCUCAUUAUUCUUUUCUGUUGUCUUUUUAGGGUCUGUUGAUUCUGCUCUGAUCUUUCUUACUUCCUUCUUUCUACUAACUUUGGGCUUAGUUGGUUCUUCUUUUUAGGUUGUUUAUUUCUCGUUUCACAAUUCAAGGGUUAUCUCUUCUGGUGUCGAAUAGGUAGAUGCAGUUUCUUUAAUAUAUUUGCCACGUGUGUCUGUGGGGGGCGGUGCGUAUGUGUGUAUGUUUGUUCUGGAUCCCUCUAAUUCUUCAGGGUUAGCACAUUUUACUAGGGCCGUUAUCAAUAGCUUCUCCCUUCCUCCCUUCAUCAUCAGAUUCUCUCUCCAAGCGAUUCCACAGCCUUGCUCUCUCCCAAACUCAGUGCCUGCUCAGCACUGCUGCUUCAGGUAAGGAGGACUUUCCAAGUCUUUUCUUUUUGAUUCUGCUAUUUGCAGGCCUCAGACCCUCCUGGUCUCAGAUUGGCUCUUCAUAGCUCCCAGUUCUAGUGCUGCCUCUGCUUUUGGGAAUGGAACCUUUGUUUUUCUCUUGGGUCUCUUUCCCCCAGGACCCUCUCACCUCUCUGCUUUUCCACGAAGUUUCUACCAGAUCUGCUAGUCUUAGAUGUGUAUUUCCCCCAUUCGUUUCUAAAGUGAUAUUUAUGUUCUUCUCUGUAUUAUAAUUAUGCUGUAGGAAGAGGUUGUGAGUGUUUUAUUUGCUCUCCUUUCUGUUCCAUAUGGUUUAGAGGAGAACAUUUAGUGAAAAUGACAGCAAGGCUGUCACUAAUUGCUUAAUAGCCCUCCACUGAACAGAUAUAUCAUAAUUUUUAUGAACUUCUUUACAAUCUAUUGAGGGACUUUUAGGAAGUCUGUAGUACUUCGCUAUCAUAAACAUGUCCAACUGAAAAAAAUAUGUUCUGAAAAAAAUAUGUCCAACACUAGGGCUCUUGUUGUGUAAUAUGUUUUCUAAACCAAGAAAUUUGCAAAUAGGAUGCUAAGACAACAGGACUGUCUUGUUGAACCUGGCUGUCCUGGGCAUAUUGGACUCUACCUUGCACAGCAUAUGAAUUCCUAACAAUAGAAGUAAAGUAUUGAAUGUUAUGUGCCUGUACAUUUUGCAAUUUACUGCCAAAUUGCACUCCAAUAAAUGUCACCAAUUUAUAAUUGCAGAAAUUAUUUGCAAAAGUGUCUUUAACCUACAUUCUCACUAAUGCUGAGUAUGCUGGGCAAAGAACUUAACCUCACCAAACUUUAGAAAAUUUUAAUAAAUACGAUAAAAAAGAUUUCAUUAUCUAAAAGAAAGUGUAUUUAAUUGUGAGUCAGGUUGCUGAUAGGUUUAUUUGCCAUUUACACUUCCCUUGCUCUGAAUUGCUUAAUAUGUUUUGAGCGUUCCUAUUUCUGUUUCUUUAUUGAUUUAUAGGUGCUUUUUGUAUAAGAAGGAAAUUAGUUUUUUAUGUGUUAUGUAUUGCUAAAUCUCCUGGUUUGCCAUUUUUUUGUUGUUGUUGUUGUUACUGAGAAAAUGCUGUUAUGUUUAUCAAACACCAUUGCCUUUUUGCUCCUGAGCACACAGUUGAACCACAUUUUUUCAGCCUCCUCUGAAGUUAGAUGGGGCCAUAGGACAUGGGUAGAAGUGAAAUACGCCACUGCCACGUUUGGCUUUCAACCUUCUUGCCUAAUUCUUCACAUUCUUUUUCUCAUCUCUGGCCAGAUAUAAAAGAAACUAGUGGAGGAUUCUGAGUCUGUGGGUUGGUGAAGGUACCAAAUAAAACAAACUGGGUUCAUGAUGUC
Mirounga angustirostris (Northern elephant seal) is the source of this 9588-nucleotide messenger RNA. RefSeq names its product chromosome unknown C7orf25 homolog (gene CUNH7orf25). The record is from RefSeq and is a predicted model, not a curated record. The transcript is spliced from 2 exons. Bases 337 to 1602 code for a protein of 421 amino acids. Lineage: Eukaryota; Metazoa; Chordata; Mammalia; Carnivora; Phocidae.